AAUUCAGAAUACUGAAAAGAAGCCAUCUGCUGGGGUAAAAGAUAAGAACAGCUGACAAGACCAUUUGAUUGCUCAUAGAGAUCAACGGGUAGAAAUUACAAACAUUUGAAAAUGGCACAGGUGAUGUCAACAGACUUCUUAACUCACAAUCUUUCGACCUUGUUGACGACCGGUCUCACCAUCAUCCUCGUCGUCCUAUUCAGUCUGAGGAGAAAAAAUGACAGCUCGAAGAAGCUCACCCAUCCACCCGGACCCAGCGGCAUACCCGUUCUCGGCAACCUCCUCACCGUCGCUUUUUCCAAGCUCCCUCAACACGAGCUUAUCAACGGGUGGAGCAAGAAGUAUGGUGAUGUCUUCUGGUUCAAGAUCUUCGGCACCGGCGUCGUCAUCAUCAACGACAAGGAGGUGAUGCAGAAGACUUUCCAGAACACGGAUGUGUGUGACCGGGCUCCCUUCUUCGCAUCGGACUACGUCUUGGGUCGGGAAAACAAUGGUAUUGCGUUUGCGAACGGAGGAUCGUGGAAAGAGCAGAGAAAGUUCUUCGUUUCCAUCUUCCGAAAGGUGGACAUCGGUGUUUCAAGGCUGGAGGACAUCGUGGGUGGACAGGUCAAGAACAUUGUGACACAGGUCAAGAAUCUCAAAGGUGAGAAAUUUGACCCAGCCAUCAUGGUCAACAUGUCGAUCGCCAACAUCAUCACGCGAAUUAUCACCGGGGUCACUUACGACUGGGAAGACAAAGCCUUCCAGGACAUAGUGGCUUACUCGGGAAAGCUCUUCGACAUCAGCGGUCCCGCCGGACUUUUCAGCCUCAACCCCGUCUUCGCCCGACUCCCGCUUCCGGUCAACUUCGAGAUCCGUCGGCUCUGUCGCACCAUCAUGGACUUCAUCCAGGUGUCGAUCGAUGAACACAGGAAGAACUUUGACCCGAAUGCGCCGGUCAAAGAUUUCAUCGGCUCAUAUCUGAAGGAGAUGGCCAGUGCUGACGCAAAUAAUCUCAAAUCGUUUGAUGAUACAAACAUGAUUGUUAGCUGCUUUGACGCUCUCCUGGGCGGCUGGGAGACCGUAGCAUCCACUCUCCGCUGGACAAUCUACCUCCUCUCAAAGCACCCCGAAGCCCAGGGGCGCAUGCGCCAAGAGAUCCAUGACCUGGUGGGUGACGAGCGUUUCCCGACCAUUGCCGAUCGUCAGUACCUUCCGUUGGUGGAGGCGACCAUCGCCGAGUGCAUGCGAUUCAUCCCCGCUGUCCCCAUCCAUCUGCCUCACGUGACCUCUCAGGACUGUAACAUUGGCGGGUUCGACGUGCCCAAGGGCAGUGCCGUAGCAGCCAAUCUCCUGCACUUCGCCAAGAGCCCCAUGUUCUGGGAGGAUCCCGAAGUCUUCAGGCCAGAAAGGUUUCUUGAUGACGCGGGUAACUUCAUGAGGGGCCUGGAACCAGUUCCUUUCGGCUACGGCAAGAGACAGUGCCCUGGGGAACUGCUUGCUCGCAUGGAGAUGUUUAUUUUCACCACUUUCCUGGUCCAGAACUUCGAACUAAAACUCCCGGCUGGAAUUAAAGAUGAUCUUCAAGGAGUUCUUGGUCUAACAUGGAGGCCCAACCACUACUUCAUCGAGGGACAUCCAACCAAUGCCAAUGAAGAAUAAAACGAGAGACUUUUAUUAUCUCGAUGAAAAAACUGCUUUAGAACACUUCAAUGACGAGUCAAGGGGCUUCUUUUCAGUGGCUUUUCCGAACUCG
Messenger RNA from Strongylocentrotus purpuratus (purple sea urchin), 1735 nucleotides. RefSeq names its product cytochrome P450 2D27-like. NCBI's taxonomy places the organism in Eukaryota, Metazoa, Echinodermata, Echinoidea, Camarodonta, Strongylocentrotidae. The transcript has 5 exons. Bases 112 to 1641 code for a protein of 509 amino acids. The record is from RefSeq and is a predicted model, not a curated record. Gene Ontology annotation, biological process: xenobiotic metabolic process. Gene Ontology annotation, molecular function: iron ion binding; oxidoreductase activity, acting on paired donors, with incorporation or reduction of molecular oxygen, reduced flavin or flavoprotein as one donor, and incorporation of one atom of oxygen; heme binding. Gene Ontology annotation, cellular component: cytoplasm; intracellular membrane-bounded organelle.